CUUGACGGGAGCCGCCGGUUCCUGCGCUUCAUCUUCAAGCUCCCACAAAACCCGAGUGGGUGCAAUCGUUGGUGGAGUAGUUGGGGGAGUAGUCCUGCUGCUUCUGCUCUGUGGAUGUGUCCUGUUUGUUGCACGUCGCAGACGCAGAAGGGCCAGAUCCUCUCCUGAAAUCACUCGGUCGAGCAGCUUACACUUAGCUGAAAAGUCUGGCAAAGAAAUGGGUCUGUCCCCUUCGAAUUCACUCUCGUCACCAGGAUCUCCCAAGACACCAACAUUAACGUCAACUCUUGUUAAUCCUGAGGGGAAACCAACCUGGGCGGGAAUCUCAGUCCUGCGUCCGGUCCUUCCGGCGGAAAUCGACGAUGCUCCGGCGGAUGCAGAACUUCGUAGACCCACAACGCCAACAGCUCCUCAAGCAGAAAGGGACGAUACUCCGGCGGAUGCUGAACUUCGUAGUGUCGCCAUUCCUGGUUCAUAUGGCGAACUGCGAGCACAACCUGCUGAGGUAGACGUUCUGGAUGGACACCUACCCACAAGUCUACGAGACGUACAACCUAUUAGCGUUUACGCUGACGCAGAAUACUCUGGCACGGCGAUCUCGGAACUGUGCUGUCCCCCGCCUGCUACGGUGGAGCCUGUGCAGGAAUAUGAAGGUCCAAUUCUUGAACAAUCAGUCUCCAUCGGAGAUGUUGCUACCGAGGCUACCCGGCCUGAGGUUGAACAGGUCGGAAAUCUCCUAGCGCAGCUUUACGUUGAAGACACCCCGUCCACUACCAUCGUUCAUGAUCACCCUGCGAAUCUCCAAACAGUAUCGCAAGCAGAGGCAGAGGAUGUAGAAGCUCUCCUUGUUUCAGACGCACAUGAAAGAGCGAUAAUGCCCAUGAUGAUCUCUAGAGGCUCGGGAUCAUCUCUCCCAUUUGUAGAGGCAAAGAAAGCACCCGUAUCUGAGGACCUGGUCAAACGUGUGGUAUACACGUACCUGAUGGAUCCUGCAACAAAGCAGAACGCAUUUUCUUCGCGUACGCAUGGCUUAAAGCUUGAUUUGCUGUUCAUCCUCGAUCUCACUGGUAGCCAACAACCGUACAUAGACUCAGUCAAAGCAUCGAUUAACGCCAUCUGCGCGGAAAUACUGGGAUCCGAUCAUAUGAAAUCAGCUCACCCAGGCGGUCUUCGCGUCGCAUUUAUUGGGUUCCGCGAUCAUUAUCCCCAGGAUGACACAUUCGUUACCCGCCAAUGGGACUUUGUCUCGGAUAUCACUAGGAUCCACGCGAACUUGAGCCAUCUUCCCGAGGCGGAUGGCGGUGGAGAUGGGCCAGAAGCCGUAACAGCAGCUCUAGCUCGAGCUUUAACGAUGAAGUGGAGGAACGACUGCAACAAGGUCGCUGUGUUAGUCUCGGAUGCUCCACCCCACGGUAUUGGAUCCCAGGGCGAUUACUGGCCUUACGGUGUGCCAGGUGGUAAGAUUUCAUUACCAUCCGUCGUCGUAGACUCUGGAGUUCUGAAUUUUUGUAUACUUACAUCAGUUCCGGACCCUCUUGAUGUGGCAAGAGACAUGCUGAAGAAGAAGAUCACUUUACAUUUCGUCGCUUGCGAGCCAAGCUUGAGUCGCUUUCAUAAUGCGCUCGAUUUUUACCGUGGUCUUACCCGUAUAACAGCGGGCAUCGUCGUCCCACUUCUUGACUCCAAGGUCAUGUCAACUUGCAUCAUCGGCUCUGCUCUCGAAAGCCUUGCGAUACAAGAUCUCAUCAACGAAUACAGGGAAACCCUUGAGGAGUUGGUUUCCUCACGAGAUCCUUCAUUAGUAGUCAAAUACCUCCAUGCCCUAAUGCGCAUCAGAGGUCGUACGGCUGAUCAGCUGAUUAUGGAGAAUAUCUACGACAUGUCUGGCGACAGGAAGGAAAAUGUAGAAAUAUGGUCGUCAGCUCGUAACCUCGCCGAUGCGAAGGCUCGAUUGAAGCGUUACUACUAGGUGAAUGUGUAAGCUGGAUAGAAUAGUUCUAGAUGCGAAGUUGUGUAGGAUAAGUUUUGAAGUUGACCUCGAUCUUGGUACGACCACCACGGCUACUUGGCUGAAAUUAUUCUUGAUGCG
Molecule: messenger RNA, 2089 nt
Organism: Suillus paluster
Lineage: Eukaryota; Fungi; Basidiomycota; Agaricomycetes; Boletales; Suillaceae
Exons: 8
Coding region: 218-1969 (583 amino acids)
Biological process (GO): peptidyl-threonine phosphorylation
Cellular component (GO): cytoplasm
Molecular function (GO): protein serine/threonine kinase activity
Source: RefSeq, a predicted model, not a curated record